GAUUUACUAAAUAAUUAUGGAACGGAGCCCCACACAAUUAUUGUUGUAAAAAAUUUCCCUUUUGGCUCACAUUAAAUACAGUGCUAGCUUUCUUUCUUUUCCCAAAAUCUUCUCUCUCCGCUGCUACCCGACCAGGCUUCACUUUCGGUCCUUCACUAUAACUAGAUCUUCCAACUAGGCCAAUUCAGAAGCAAUAGAGAAUAUGGACAUGAACAAAGUUGGGCCAGUGGGAGGACGUAGAGGUGGAACCAUUUGGGAUGAAAAGGGACGAGACCAAGUUGCUGGGAUUUAUGUUUCCUACAGCGAAGACACAGUCUAUUCACUUCAGUUCUUGUUCUAUGAGAAUGGCAAGUUGAUUCAAUCAGACAAGCAUGGUGGUGAUCGCUGUGAGAACUUCUAUGCAGUUGUCUUUGAUUAUCCAUCAGAGUUUCUUACUUCUCUAAGCGGUUCCUACGACGACAAUGCGUACUCUCCAGUUCUGCAAGCUAUCAAAUUUAGCACCAGCAAGGGUUCCUAUGGACCAUUUGGACUUGUGAAGCCUUCAUCUGAUGCCAAAUACGUCAUAUCUUCAUCUGCUGCCAAACACUUCACCUUUCAGAUAGGAAAUCACCGUCUUUUUGGUGGUUUUCAUGGCACCAAGACUAAGUAUGCCGUUGAGAGUAUUGGUAUCUAUGUGAAGCCCAUCAUAUCCUCCAUAAUCAACUUGAAAGAUCUUCGAGUGAAGGAUGAGAAAGAUGUUUAACUCACCUUCCACAAAUUUCCAAAUUAUGUUGUUCGUCUUAAUUAACUCUAUGCUUACUUAUGGUUCUACUUUUGCACAACCGAUCUACUGCUUGGUGUUUGGUUAUUAUGUAAGGUUUAUUUCUUGAGUUUGAUUACACUGAGUAUGUUGUUGUGUUUGUAUUUCUUGAGUUUUAUAUUGUAAAAACAAGUUAUUGUAAGAUGGUUAAGCUCCGUCCGCUAUGAUAUUGAGGUAAAUCGCUCCCAGUUUUCAUUGUCA
Lycium barbarum (goji berry) is the source of this 1000-nucleotide messenger RNA. RefSeq names its product inactive protein RESTRICTED TEV MOVEMENT 1-like. The transcript has 2 exons. Gene Ontology annotation, molecular function: carbohydrate binding. The record is from RefSeq and is a predicted model, not a curated record. The coding region runs from base 203 to 742 and encodes 179 amino acids. NCBI's taxonomy places the organism in Eukaryota, Viridiplantae, Streptophyta, Magnoliopsida, Solanales, Solanaceae.